AUCAUCAUUACUAGUCACGCGCGCAGUCACUGUCAGGCUCGUUCCAACAGAGUCGGGCAGUACGGUGUGCCGCACAAUCUCUCGUAAUGUAACAUUUGUGUUUAAGCUAGAAUAACCUAAUACAUGUAGUCGGGUAUAAGGUUGCCGCUGUCGGAUUCAGAUUCAAGAUGGCGGCGCCCAGGCUGAUCCUUUUCUGUGCAACAUUUCACAUUGUUUUUAUACAUUUCUACGCAUUUGUUGUCUGUCAAGAUAAUCCAGCAGAUUAUUUCAAACGAGAACAUUCUUUAAUGCGGCCAUAUACAGGAUCUGGUGCCAGUCUUCCAAUGUGGGAUAUGCAAGGGCACACGAUGAUCACCAAUAAUUACAUCCGACUCACCCCAGAUCGGCAGAGUCGUCAAGGAGCCAUCUGGAACAAAGUGUCAAACAGGAGCCCCAACUGGGAAAUUCACGUUGAGUUCAAAGUACAUGGGCAAGGCAAGACACUUUUUGGUGAUGGCUUUGCAAUCUGGUACACUAAAGAGAGAAUGCAGAUUGGUCCUGUGUUUGGCAACAAAGACUUUCACACAGGUCUUGGAGUUUAUUUUGAUACUUACAGCAACCACAAUGGUCCACACAAUCACCCCCAUCCAUACAUAUCAGCACAGAUCAACAACGGCACUUUGCACUAUGACCAUGACAGAGAUGGAACACACACACAGCUUGCUGGCUGCCAUGCCCCCUUCAGGAACAGGGAUCAUGAAACGCAUGUUGCUAUUAGAUACCUAAGCGGCAGACUCGCUAUAAUGACUGACAUUGAUGGUAAGGCUGAAUGGAAGACCUGUAUUGAUGUCAGUGGAAUCAAACUACCCACAGGAUAUUUCUUUGGAAUCUCCUCAGCAACUGGUGACUUAGCAGAUAACCAUGAUAUAAUUUCUGUUAAAACGUACGAGUUAGAAGGAGCAGACAAGUCAGUAGACUAUGCAAGUCUAAAUCCAUCAGCAGACUUCUUUGCCCCACCCAGAGAUCAUGUCGAUGAUCCUGGUGGUGCCUUUCGUGGUGGCUGGACCGUGAGUCUCAAGAACAUGUUCUUGUUGAUUUUUUGUUGUGUGCUUGGCUUCUUUGUCUGCCUGAUUGUGGGUGUGCUCAUCUUCCAGAAGAGACAGGAAUAUAAUCGGAAGAGGUUUUAUUGAGACAGAAUUCACAUUGCGUCCAAAGAGAUUUCAUGGCUCAAGCUCGUUUUUCAUAUAGUUAUAAUAAACACCAGAUAUCACAGAUGAAUCCCAGUCACUCAGACCUACUUUUCACAUACUCUCUCAGACUUGAAAUACCCAGGAACAGUAUAAGCAUACAGAGCAGAACACUGACUAGAGGCAAGUAGGGCAAUGCCCCCUCUGUCAUUUUCACAGAUUAUUGCAAAUGGCUCAUGAAAUUACCCCUUCAGUGUUCUAAUAACAUAAAUGAAGCCUGUGAAAUUUGCUGACUGUAACAUUGGAGUGACAGAAGUGCUGAUCUAAAGCAUCCACUUUGAUUUGUCCUCUGUUGAAUCAAAACAGUAAUCAAGAGUGUUUUCCCAGAUAACAAACUCUGUGGCCAGAGUCUGGUUAGUCCUGUUUGUGUUCUUUAUAACUAUGUUGAAAAUAAAACAACUAUACACCAUUGGUUUAUGUUAAAUAUGAAUUCCCAAUAUUUGAAUAUGACACAUGGGUAGAAACCCGAGAUUGAUAUCAUUGUAAAGUUCCCCAAACCCUUAAUGAAUGUGGGAUUGCAGAAAGGGAUAUUUUUAUGUCAUGUGUGUAUCUGAACUGAAACAAGCAGGCUUAUUACCAUUGCUUACUCAAUUUUAGGGGAAUUCUUUGAAACAAGUCUUUUGUUGUCUUCGUUGCCAAGGUUACGUUGUAACCUUGAAGCUAAUAGUUGGAACCCACCACAGUUUCACUCGUUGAAUUAGGGGCUUAAACCACAUCACAGCACUGAGAAGGUUCCAGAGUUAUCUUCACGGUACUUGUAUGUUUAAGCUACAUUGUAUUCAUGGGAUUGACACUUUAGCCCGAGAUAAAAAUAACUGCAAGCUUUUCUCUCUAAGAGGAACAGAAAGUCUGAGGAAGUCUGAAUCUGUAAGGUUGGUUCUAUAUCAGUAGAAGUGUUUUCUCAGUUUCAUUGACUGUGUACAUUGACUGCAGUGCACGGUGCAUGUGGAGUUACUGAGCUGCCACAUAUGGGUCUUCUUAUUUUAAAGGGUCCAAAGUGGAACACACAGGCCAAAACUUGAAAGCUUAUUUCCUACCUGUAGUUAGGCUAAUUUGUGUUCCAUAACACACGAAGUUGCAUAUUUUGCAUACAGCAAAGGUGAAGUAAGUAGUGAAAGUAGUGACCAUUUUUUAUAAGCCCAUAAUGAAAAAUUUAACUCUAUGACUUUGCAAAUGACUGAAUAACCCCUUCAUUGUGUACCAUUGUGGAAGUUUCUCAUAGGACCCCUUAAAAAAGGACCCAUAUUAUGCACACAGUACUUUCCCAUACCUUCUCCAUGAAGGAUCAGUCCAUCAGAAGUCACCUGGUCUCCAGUCAACAUUAUUAAAAUGGGUGACUACAAAGGCGUUCCUGGGAGACUUCUCGCGUGAUCAGAAUUGUCACGACUUGUGAUAGACUUAAUCAUCAGUAUGAUUCUAUCACUAUCAGCAGAAAAUCUGUGCACAGAUGUGCUGUGAAAUGGGCUUUGAUGGUCAGUGGUGCUAUUGGAUUGCCUUCUGCAGUAUUACUGAUAGACACAGAAAAAAAUGACUUGAGUGUCCCCGCAGUAUGGAGGUGUAAAUAAAUCAUUCAAAAAGGUUCAAGAUGUCAGUGGAAAGUGCACGUAGUAGUUACCAUGUCCCAUCGCAGGUAUAUGUACAUACUUGUAAACAAAGUGUUGUUAAGCACCCAAAGGAUCCAACUUAGAAGGGGAUGUUUUUCCAUAAUUAGGUUAUACAGAAUUGUUGACAGAUGUCUGAUCAGCUUUCAAAAGAAUUCACAACUUUUUUACACAUCUUGUCCCAAAUAUCAAAAUACAUGUAUAUGUAACAGGAAAACAGAAUUUCUGUUGAAUGAAACUGAUGCUAGGGUUAUUUUGGGGUAGUCAUGAGUACUUCCCUCAUAAAUUCUGCGGUUAGAUUUUCGAAGUGUGCUUUUUGUAGUGGCUUGUUCAGUGAAAUAUUCUGUUCAUCUGUCACACAGUCAAAGAGUCCAUGCAAUGAAUGUUUCUCAGACAUCCUUCUUGUGCAUCUUCAUACUCAUCUUCAAAGUAUGAAAAUUUUGACAUCCUUUUGAAGGUAAGCUUAUUAAAAAAUGCACUUUUUCAAACAUUACAAAUUGUCCAAGCUUUUCUUGAUGUGUUGCUGUGAUUUAAAUUUAUGUUGCAAUUUUUGAACUCAAAAUUCAUUCUUUGGAAACAUUUAUGAGAAAAGGCUGCUUGUUGGCUUAAAGCCAGGUACUUAACCAACAAAAACUAACAAAAUGGAAAUUUAUGGAAGCAGCAAAUUUUGUGCCAAAAUCAAUGCAACAUUGAGGUUCCGUGCCUGGGAUGACAUCACACUUUUGCUCAUGAAAUUGGACAUUCACAUUCGCAUCCUAGCAACACCAAUUGAAAAUAAGGAUAUUUGAAACACACAAGUGCAUUUUCAAGGGCUGUUGUAAAAUAAUUGCAUUGCAUGGACACUUUCAACUUAAUGGAUUAGAUGCAUUGUAAAGGAAAAUGUGUAGGCCUAUUACAUUGUGUUUCAUUUUAUACAUUUCAUACUGGACUGUUUUGUCUUCCUUGUCAGUGCAUCAACCUUGUACCGAAGUAAAUCAUGCCAAAAUAUGUACCAUGGGGUACACCAGAAUCUUUGAUAAGCAAUCUCAGAAUUCUUGUAUCUGCCCUGGGUGUAGCAACCAGUACUCAAGCUUGUGAGUCUCUGUAGUCGCUGCAUUGAGACAGGUGCAGGGGGGCAAGAUGGCAGCUAAAUUCCAUUACAAAAAAUGAGUCAUACAGAACUAAUGUAUUUCCUUACUCUCAUAUGAAAUGACCUUAUUCCUCUGGUCAAAUUACUGGACAUCUGCAUAUUUAUGUGGAGCAUUUUUGAACCUGAAAAAGCAUUCUGCAAACAUAUAACCUUUGACAUCUAGUUUCCGCAAUACCAGUCGGAAACAUGAGAGCCAUUUGGGUUUGAAACAUUUUGUGGCUAAUAUGUAAACCCAGUUUACACAAACAGAAGCAAAUAGCAUAAACUCAAUGACAGCAGAGGUUAAUAGAAAUCUUGAUGGAAUCAUCCACAAUGUCUGUGGUGAUAAGCGUAAAUCAAGUGUUUCCUACAUGUAUCAGCAAUGCUGUGGGAAAAGCUGUGGGGUACACGUCAACAGCAGAAAUUUUUAUUACAUGUAUAUUUAUGUGUACCUAAUACCUCUAUUUACUACCUAAAUACUGUAACGUGACAUUAUAAAUACUUUUGUUGCCCAAAACAGUCUGCUGUAUGUAUAUGGUUAUAUCUUGCAUCUCAUUGGUCAUCAACCAGAAUCUAGUAAGUGGGUAAAUUUGUGACUACA
Messenger RNA from Acanthaster planci (crown-of-thorns starfish), 4536 nucleotides. Its product is annotated as vesicular integral-membrane protein VIP36-like. Gene Ontology annotation, cellular component: endoplasmic reticulum-Golgi intermediate compartment; Golgi membrane; endoplasmic reticulum membrane. Gene Ontology annotation, biological process: endoplasmic reticulum to Golgi vesicle-mediated transport. Gene Ontology annotation, molecular function: D-mannose binding. NCBI's taxonomy places the organism in Eukaryota, Metazoa, Echinodermata, Asteroidea, Valvatida, Acanthasteridae. The record is from RefSeq and is a predicted model, not a curated record.